CGUGCCAAGCAAAUCUCCUUAACCAUCCAGCGAGAGGGGAGGGGUUGAGGAUGGGGUUGGCCAAAGGCCUCGCCAUUGGAAGCAACGGCGUCACCUUCGCGAUUUCGUCGUUCUUGUGCUACUACGGCAGCAGAUUGGUGAUGUACCACGGCGCCCAAGGAGGAACCAUCUUUGCAGUCGGCGCUGCCAAUACCCUCGGCGGACUGGCUCUGGGUCAAGGUCUAUCCAAUCUGAAGUACUUCUCGGAGGUCACUUCCGGCGGAGACCGUAUAAUGGGGGUGAUAAACAGACUAGCUGAGAUCGAUUCCGACGACACCCGCGGCGAGAUUUUACCGGACGUUUCAGGGGAAGUGUAGUUCAAGAAUGUCGACUUCGCGUACCCAUCUAGGCCGGAAACCACGAUUUUCAAUGGCUUCAACUUAGAGAUCCCGGUGGGGAAGACGGUGGCCCUGGUCGGCGAAGUGGGUCAGGGAAAUCGACGGCGAUCGCGCUGUUGCAGAGGUUCUACGACGCACUUGCCGGGGAGAUCUUGUUCGACUGCGUGAACGUAGAGAAGGUUCAGUUAAAGUGGCUAAGGUGGCAGAUGGAGUUGGUGAGCCAAGAAUCGGGGCUUUUUGCAACCACCACUAGAGAGGACAUACUUUUCGGGAGAGAGGACGCCGGAACAGAGGAGGGGUGGUUGCGGCGGCGAAAGUCUCGAACGCCCAUAACUUCAUCUGUCAGUUGCCACAGGGUUAUGAAACCCAGGCACUUUCUCUCUCCUCACUCCAUGUUGCCCCACUGACUCCCAUGUCCUGUUUUAUUUCGAGGCAAAUCUUGUUAAGUGGUCCAACCAGAUUUGUUUGAUACGUGUCUAUGUUUUAAUUACCUAAUCCUUCAAAUUUAAUUUCGUUCAAUCAAACGACGACAUUAUAGAGUUA
Messenger RNA from Malania oleifera, 920 nucleotides. RefSeq names its product putative multidrug resistance protein. Gene Ontology annotation, cellular component: membrane. The transcript has 2 exons. Lineage: Eukaryota; Viridiplantae; Streptophyta; Magnoliopsida; Santalales; Ximeniaceae. Gene Ontology annotation, molecular function: ATPase-coupled transmembrane transporter activity; ATP binding. Bases 51 to 356 code for a protein of 101 amino acids. The record is from RefSeq and is a predicted model, not a curated record.